Messenger RNA from Daldinia caldariorum, 2563 nucleotides. RefSeq lists its product as uncharacterized. Bases 1 to 2328 code for a protein of 775 amino acids. NCBI's taxonomy places the organism in Eukaryota, Fungi, Ascomycota, Sordariomycetes, Xylariales, Hypoxylaceae. The transcript has 4 exons. The record is from RefSeq and is a predicted model, not a curated record.
AUGGCGCAUAGUGGAAUUGAAAUUUCAUCUUUGGCUGCACGAUGUCACCAACUCUUUCAAAGGAUUUUAAAGGAUGAUGGAGAUAGCCCGCCUAUGCUCGCUCGGUUACUACAUGAGUCCCAAUAUCGAUUCAACGCUUUAAGUUCAUAUCUCGAGAAGCAAUUAUUUCUUGAUAUACUUGAAUUAUUGAGAAGGAACUCACAGUUCUUAUUAGAAGACUCGCGUCGUAAAACUAAAAAGCGGGACUCGACAGGGGACUCUGUCAAUUAUUCGAGGGAAAAUCAGGGUCUGGAAGAGAUAUACAAUGCAAUUCACCGUUCGAUAGAUCGCCUUGAACGUCUGGGAGUAGCUAUCCGCCGGUCUUCUACUUCCGGACUCCGCCGGAGAGUCGAGGCCUUCUCCAAGAGGAAGGCAAAGGCUUCCUUCGAAGAAUUGGCUAUACAAAUUGUCAAAUCACUCUAUCCUAGUGCCCCUGAAAGCCUGACAUGUUACCUCGGUCGAAACAUAUUCUUACGAUAUGCCAGAUUGAAAUAUAAAGAGGAACAUCAGAAAAAGCUUUCGUACAAGCAGCAUGACCUCUCUGAUAUGGAAGAGAGUGACGAAGAGACUCUUCCAGUACCAGCAGUGAAGAAUGACACGCAAGCCCAACCAUUUACCAGUCGAGACGAGGUCGGCGUAGUGAAGCCAGAUGACGACACUGAGGUGGAUAACGUGAAUAUCAUAGAAAAAGAACCUGAUAUUCGACCAUCUGAUACAGCGCCGUCUACGUUAAAAGAGACUCUCAAAUGGCCUACCGCCCCUAGCAAGACGUCAUCAGACUUAGUUCUUGGUGCCAGGUAUCCUAGGCCGCCGGCAGUCGAAUAUGCUCCCGGUUUGACACGGUGCGAAUGGUGUUUCGAAUGCUAUACUACAGCUCAGUUCAGAGACACCAGAUGGUGGAAACGGCAUGUUAAUAGAGAUCUCAUCCCCUACGUAUGCCUCUCUGAAGAUUGCUCCGACUCCAUGGUUCAGUUCGAUAGGUUUGAAGACUGGAAAGCACACAUGGAUGAUUGCCACUCAACAGAAUGGACAGAAAGGGUUCACUCCCAGAAAUGGGCCUGUGACAUUUGUCAUCCAGAAUGCGAAUUUCCCAGUUCAAAAUUUAUGGAAGAGCACAUGCAUGAGAUGCACGGAGACGUCUUCACAGAUAUCCAGAUAGAAGUCCUCACGGAGCAAAGCGCGGUACAAACACCCAGGCCUAGGAGACAAUGCCCACUAUGCUGCUUCAAAAUAGACGACAAUGACACACAACUCGACAACCGGGACCCCAAGAGCGACAUAAAUAUUCAAAAAGCGCAAGGUACAGCUGAUGAUUCCGAUAUGACGGAUACGGAGAGAAGACCACGAAAAAGAGUCAGGUUUCACACACCUCCGUCACAUAGCUCUCGCAGCUCUCCACAACCCGUAAAUAACAUCGAGAGCAGAUCCAGUGAAGACAAGAGUCAACCACAACCACAACCACAACCUCAACCUCAAUCCAGCGAUAAAUACUCUAUGCAAGUUGCGCUCCAUGUAGCCAAACACCUACAGGCGCUAUGUUUUACGUCACUUCGACUAAGGGCACUGGAUCGAUAUACCAAUACUGAGCUAGAGGAAAAUACGGACUACGUGUCACACACUGCAGUUAGUUCUGCAGCUAGUUCGGCUCUGAGUUCACAAUAUAGUAGACUCGAAUCUGUCGCCGACUUCAGUCUUUUUCCUGGUGUGAAUAUCCCCGCGCAAACAGGGUUUAUAGAAUAUGAGCCUUUAUACUUGCAGAACAGGAGGAUUUGUCUUGCUAAUUGGGAACCUCAGUUCUCUCACAACGGCACAGACUCUCAGCCUCUCUAUUCUAGUUUCGAUGAUGAUAUUCCUCGCUCAUCAUCGGUUCUUGCGCAAUAUGGUGAAGAUGAAAAUCACUGGGUGCCAUACUCAAAUCAGGAGCUGCUUGAUCGUACCGAACCUUACCAAAUACCUUCCUUUGCAGGAGAGCAGUUCAGGUAUCGCGGGAUACACAUGGACCAAAUCAACAGCAUGAAUGUGGGCUUAUUCCAUGGGGGUGAGCUCGAUGUGCAGGAUUUAGCGAGGGAGAUGCCGCAAACUUCCCUGAGGAGUUAUGAUGUCCCAGGUCUCGGCAUAGAUCACGAUGAAUUACACAUUGAAGAUCAGCCAGUACAGGAUUCGGAUGUAUCGUAUCAUACACACGUUAGCCUUUUUGCUAACACCGAGACACACGUUGGCGAAGGUGGUUGGGAUUUAUCAUCGUGGCUUCAAAGUGUAGAUGGGGAAAUACCCGACCUAGAAAUCUAACGUUGGCGUGACGUCGCUGGUUUUAUAUAAAAGACGACCACGAGUUGCCAUAUGAGCCUUGAGUGCUCCCAUCUCGAUACGUCUUCUACGUCGGAAAGGCAAGGGUGAUGUCAGAAACAUAUUGCGCAUAUAUGCCUUAUAUAUGCCUACCUUAUUUAAUACACAGGAAAAUGAAAUUUAGGCGGCAUGUUAAGGGAUCAGAUAGCAGAGAAAAACAACGAAGUUGUUCCACGAG